AUGGCAGGCAAAAAAAGUCCUCGAAAAAGUACGAUCAAUCAUAGUACACAUUCUGGUAAACUGCCAGCAAAUAUUAAAAGGCUCAUAAAAAAGGGCGAAUCCGAUACAAAGUCCAGGCAAUCACCACCCACACUGAGUACAACGAGGCCAAGAAGAUUUAGCCUUAUAUACUCUUCUGAGUCAUCCUUGAGUGACGUAUCUGAUUCUGAUAAAAACAAAAGUACAAACCCACAUAAAAUUAAAAGAAAAGCAAAGAACAUUUCAAAUAAUUCCCAAGGAAAAAAAAGUAAACUUAUACAAAGGCAAAUAGACAAUGACGACGAGGGCACAGAGUCAUCCGAUUACCAAGCUGUAACAGAUGGCGAAGAGAGUGAAAAUGAAGAAGAAGAGAGUGAAGAAGAAGAAGAAGAUGAUGACGAAGACGACGACGACGAUGAUGAUGACGGAAGUGAUAGUGAUAGUGAUAGCGAAACAAGUUCUGAUGACGAGAAUAUAGAUUUUGUCAAACUGACGGCCCAAAGAAAGAAAAGAGCCAUGAAAGCUUUAUCUGCCAUGAAUACAAAUAGCAAUACACUCUAUUCCUCUCGUGAGAACAGUAACAAAAAUAAAUCAGUUAAACUAUCCCCUAAGAAAGAAAAUGAAGAAGAGCAGAAAGAAGAAAAAGAAAAAGAGAAAGAAGAGCAACAAAAACAACAAGAAUCAAACAAAAAAGAAGUAAACGGUUCAGGCACUACUACUACACAACAGGCGCUAUCGUUUAAAUUCAAAAAAGAGGACGACGGCAUUAGUUUUGGUAAUGGUAAUGAAGGCUAUAACGAGGAUAUAGGUGAAGAAGUCUUGGAUUUAAAAAACAAAGAGAACAAUGGUAAUGAAGAAGAUAAACUGGAUUCUAAGGUGAUGUUAGGUAACAACGAUGAGUUACGAUUUCCCAAUAUUUCAGAGUCAGAUGAAUCUGAAUAUGAUAUUGACCAGGAUGCGUACUUUGACGUGAUUAACAAUGAAGAUUCUCAUGGAGAAAUUGGUACAGAUCUUGAAACGGGGGAAGACGAUCUUCCCAUAUUGGAAGAAGAAGAACAAAACAUUGUUUCUGAGCUACAAAAUGACGACGAACUCUCAUUCGAUGGUAGUAUACACGAAGAAGGGUCUGAUCCUGUAGAAGAUGCUGAAAAUAAAUUUUUGCAAAAUGAAUACAAUCAAGAAAACGGAUAUGAUGAAGAAGAUGACGAAGAAGAUGAAAUAAUGUCUGAUUUUGAUAUGCCGUUUUAUGAAGAUCCUAAAUUUGCAAAUCUUUAUUAUUAUGGCGAUGGUUCAGAGCCAAAGCUAUCCUUGAGUACAUCUUUACCGUUAAUGCUAAAUGAUGAAAAACUAUCUAAACUAAAAAAGAAAGAGGCCAAAAAACGGGAACAGGAAGAAAGGAAACAAAGACGAAAGCUCUAUAAAAAGACGCAAAAACCUAGUACGAGAACAACCUCCAAUGUGGACAAUGAUGAGUAUAUUUUCAAUGUUUUUUUUCAAUCAGAUGAUGAAAAUAGUGGCCAUAAGAGCAAGAAAGGCAGGCAUAAAUCGGGCAAAAGUCAUAUUGAACAUAAGAAUAAAGGCUCGAAUUUGAUAAAAUCCAAUGAUGAUCUGGAACCAUCCACUCAUAGUACGGUCCUGAAUUCCGGGAAAUAUGAUUCUUCUGACGAUGAAUAUGAUAACAUUUUGUUGGAUGUUGCCCAUAUGCCUUCAGAUGAUGAAUGCAGUGAAUCUGAAACGUCCCACGAUGCUGACACGGAUGAAGAAUUGAGGGCACUAGAUUCAGAUAGCUUAGACAUUGGCACAGAACUGGACGACGAUUACGAAGACGACGACGAUGAUUCCAGCGUGACAAAUGUGUUCAUAGACAUCGAUGAUUUAGAUCCAGACUCUUUUUACUUUCAUUACGACAGCGAUGGAUCUUCCUCUUUGAUAAGUUCUAACUCAGACAAAGAAAAUUCUGAUGGAUCCAAAGAUUGCAAACAUGAUCUCUUAGAGACUGUUGUGUACGUUGAUGACGAAUCCACAGAUGAAGAUGAUAACCUACCGCCCCCAAGUUCAAGGUCAAAAAACAUUGGCUCAAAAGCAAAGGAAAUCGUAAGUUCAAAUGUUGUUGGAUUACGUCCACCAAAAUUGGGUACUUGGGAGACGGACAACAAACCUUUUAGUAUUAUUGAUGGUCUGUCUACUAAAUCAUUAUACGCCUUAAUCCAAGAACAUCAACAGCUUCGCGAGCAACAUCAAAGGGCUCAAACCCCAGAUGUUAAAAGAGAGGGAAGCUCUAAUGGCAAUAACGGUGACGAAUUGACACUCAAUGAGCUGCUAAACAUGAGUGAAUUGGAGGAUGAUUCACCAUCCCACACAGACGAUAUGGAGAACAAUUACAAUGAUGCAAUUAAUAGCAAAAGCACAAAUGGCCAUGCUGCAGAUUGGUAUGAAGUUCCUAAGGUUCCAUUAUCUGCAUUUAGAAAUAAGGGUAUUAAUGCCUAUGAAGAAGAUGAGUACAUGAUACCAGCAAAUUCUAACAGAAAAGUUCCCAUUGGCUAUAUUGGUAAUGAAAGAACAAGAAAGAAGAUUGAUAAGAUGAAAGAGCUACAACGGAAAAAAACUGAAAAAAAAAGGCAGUUAAAGAAAAAAAAGAAGCUUCUUAAAAUAAGAAAGCAAAGACAAAAGGCAAUAAAGGAGCAAGAAACUAUGAAUUUACAAUUGGGAAUCAAUGGCCAUGAGAUCAUCGGUAACAAUAACAGCCAUAGCGACAUAAAUACCGGUACCGAUUUUACAACCAAUGAAAAUACCCCUAUGAAUGAACUUCCCUCUCACGCACCUGAAGAUGCGUCAUUAAUACCUCAUAAUUCUGAUCUUGCCGUGGACAGCAAUACAAGGAAAAAUUCAACAAAAAGUGUUGGUUUAGAUGAAAUUCAUGAGAUUUUGGGCAAAGAUGAAAAUGACUUACUGUCUGUAGGUGAUAUUAACGGUUAUGAUGCACAAGAAGGUCAUGUGAUCGAAGAUACUGACGCCGAUAUCCUAGCAUCGUUAACCGCUCCUGUGCAAUUCGACAAUACAUUAAGCCAUGAAAAUAGUAAUUCCAUGUGGAGAAGAAGGCAAAGUAUGGUGGAAGCAGCGGCUGAAAAUCUUCGUUUCACUAAAAAUGGUUUAUUUAGUGAGAGUGCAUUGGCAGAUAUCGAAGGAAUUAUGGGCAAUGAUGUUAACCAUUCAUUCGAAUUCAAUGACGUCUUACAAUGA
Messenger RNA from Saccharomyces cerevisiae S288C, 3258 nucleotides. RefSeq names its product Ifh1p (gene IFH1). Gene Ontology annotation, biological process: regulation of ribosomal protein gene transcription by RNA polymerase II. Bases 1 to 3258 code for a protein of 1085 amino acids. The record is from RefSeq and is marked reviewed. The transcript has a single exon. Lineage: Eukaryota; Fungi; Ascomycota; Saccharomycetes; Saccharomycetales; Saccharomycetaceae. Gene Ontology annotation, cellular component: chromosome, telomeric region; nucleus. Gene Ontology annotation, molecular function: transcription coregulator activity.